Magallana angulata is the source of this 2400-nucleotide messenger RNA. RefSeq names its product transmembrane protein 209-like. The coding region runs from base 147 to 2081 and encodes 644 amino acids. The transcript is spliced from 16 exons. The record is from RefSeq and is a predicted model, not a curated record. Lineage: Eukaryota; Metazoa; Mollusca; Bivalvia; Ostreida; Ostreidae. Gene Ontology annotation, cellular component: membrane.
GUAUGGAAAGAGAGCGCGCUGUAAGAUGUUUAUCACGUUAAAAACUUUCCAUUCUUUUAUUGUGAGAUUGAAAUGCCAAAAAAUAAUUUCAUUAUUCAGUUUCCACACUUUUAUCUGUUAAAAAUUAUUUGCAUUAAUACAAAAGGAUGGUGAAAAUCGGAACCUUUUUUGACCCCGUGGUAUGGCAGACGUGGAAUAAACAGCAGACAUGGAGACAAGCCAGAUCCUCCCUGAUGUGGAGUCUAGUCAACCUCUGCCUGGCUGUUCUGAUGUACCUAGAACUAACCAUAUUUGCUGUGAGGGCCCAUUUUGACUUGAAAACACACAUACUUUGGUAUAUAGAAUGUGGAGUAGCCCUGUUGCUGUUGCUAAACACGGUGUUCCAUUUCUGUCUGUAUCUACGACCUUACGUAUCCUCCACCUCCGUGGACAUGACCCCCGCACAGAAAAAGCUACUCGCCAUCAAAGACACAGAUCAUGGAUUCAAGGUGUCCCCCAGGAAGUCGCCAGAGUCCCCCUCCAGUGAGAGAAGCCUGGUGUUCUCGGUGACCGCCCCCUCCCCCCAAUCCAGCCCAUCCAGCGGGAGACUGACCCCCACCAAUCUGGGGGCCGGGGCCAUCAACUACAGCAGUCAUUCCAUCAACCCGUCCCCCUACUCCUCCCCAGGGGGAUCCCCAGGUGGAAACAUUGGAACCUCCUUCUCCCAGUUUUCUCCAAGCAUGUACAGUCCAAACUUAUCGGGAUACAGUCCCAAUGUGUCUGGUUACAGUCCUCAACUAGCAGGAUAUGGUCCAAACCUAUCCGGACAUGCCCUGAAUUUAUCAGGCUAUAGUUCCAAUCUAUCUGGAUACAGCCCAAACUUAUCCACUUACAGUCCCAAUAUGUCCGGAUACAAUCCAAACAUAUCCAGCUUUAGUCCAGGAACAGUGUACACGCCAAGUCCUAAUGUAUCUGGAUUUUCUCCCUAUGUGACAGGGUAUUCUCCAAACCUAUCUGGAUUCCCAUCUGGAUCUCCAGGAAUGACACAGACAGGAAUGGCAGACACCAGUGGGCUCAGAUCCAGACACACAUUGUCGCAAACCAUGAAAAAUGCUGCAGCCUCCUCGUCGUUUGAUAGAAUCACUGACCUUCACUCACUGAGCAAGUACCUGCGAGAACAGGACGAGAAAGAGUAUAUCAAGUCAGCUCUCAGUUCCCCAGAAAAUUCUGGUGGAUCUUCGUUUUGGAACUAUGGGAGAACGGCCAUGGAUUACACUCACGUCCUGAAAAAAUAUGUGUACCAGCUGGCGAGUCGAUCGCCUCACUCCCUCACCACUACCAACAACGACAACGACCAAUCAAAUUCCUACAACGGGGAAGAUGUGUGGACUAAAAGAGGAGUGACAGAGGACGACCUCUUUUUGUGGGUCGAGCGGCUCAGAAAGUGGAUAUGUUUGACCAUUGUAUCACCCCUACGUAAGGAGAUUGAAGAAGUGAAUGCUGGAUUACGUAGAAUUGGGUCAGAGGAAACCGAAAUUGGAGAGGUGGGGGUCUCGACAUUGAAGCAGCUGGCUCUGACGAAGGGCCCCUAUGUACCCACCCUCAAUGCCGUGGUGCCUUAUCUGGAUUUCUCCUCAAACCAGGAGUAUCUAGUCAAGAGAAUUAAAGACUUAGGGAAGGAUGGAUGCAUGGGAGAGUUUUGCUGGAACUCUGGGGGAGACUAUGGCAAGGAAUGGGGGGAGCACCUGCCCUCGGAUGCUGCACUGGUGAUGCAUUUAUUCUGUACAUAUAUGGACUCCAGGCUUCCUGCUCAGCCUAAAUACCCCGACGGAAAAACUUUUACGUCGCAACAUUUCAUUAAGACACCAGAUAAACCUAAUUUGGACAAAGAGGACACAGUGUGUAUAUAUCAGUCGUCCAUAAGUCCGCCCCAUUUCCAAGUCGUGAUAGGGAAGACAGUUCAUCAAAUACCCAAAGGGAGAAAUAACAUGUUUCAAGCCGUACUGUUGUUUCUUCACCACAUUGACACGAAGGAGCACGGAAUGUUAGGACGAGUCAACCUAGGAAUGUCUGGUGUCAACAUCACAUGGAUUUUCAAAUGACAGGAAGACCGUGCCAAAUAAUUUCUGUUUUAUCCGUCAUCGGUCAGAAGGCUUAAUAUGUUACAUGUAGGUUGAUGGAGAUAAACCUCAUAUCCGGGGUUGAGGAUUUGACAAAAAAGAUGGGGAUAGCAAGAAAAUGUGCCAAAGACCAGAAACAACCUGUUCAGCAUGUCAUUGUGGGGCUAUUAGAUUUGUUUCUUGGCAAUGGAUUUAAAUGUUGUUGAAGUCCAAAUGAUCUCGAUUCACUGCAUUGUUUAAUGCAUUUAUGUUGAUGCAUUGGGUUAAAGACACCUUUUCAAAUAAAUGAUGCAGAAAUUCA